AACGUGACAACCACUACUAGAUCUUGCCUCCAUUUCUUUCAUCUAAAUGGGAUAAUUUUAUUAUGGAAAGAAAAAAAAAAUCUAAACACUUUAUAACUCACCAAAUAAAUAUAAUUGCUGAUGAUAUAUACCCAAAAAAAAAAAGAAAAAAAGAAAAUUUACAUACUUUCCAUUAUAUUUUGAACUGCCACCCCAUUCCUCGUCAUCUCUAAUCAUUGCAAUCCCAGGAAAAUAUGGAAGGUGGAACAGUGUUUUCCCCAGCCCUAGAAGGAAUGAAGCAUGUCAAGUCUGAAAAUGGUGACUUGCUUACGAAGCAAUUCCUAGAUGUCUGCAAACUCAUCUUGCCUAUCCUAGAUAAAUUUGGAGCUGCCAUGGCUGUGGUGAAAUCUGACAUUGGUGGGAACAUAUCAAGGUUGGAAUCGAAAUAUGGAACGAAUCCAACCAGAUUCAACUACUUGUACAGUUUUGUACAGGCAGAAAUCGAAACAAAAACUGCAAAAUCAUCAUCCAGUUGCACCAAUGGCCUUCUCUGGCUCACAAGAGCAAUGGAUUUCAUUGUGGAGCUGUUUCGCAAUUUAGCUCUGCAUCAGGACUGGUCUAUGUCACAAGCCUGCACUGAUUCCUACUCCAAGACCUUGAAAAACUUUCACGGUUGGCUCGCGAGCUCAAGCUUUUCGGUUGCAAUGAAGCUUGCACCAGAUAGGAAGAAGUUCAUGGAGGUGAUGGGUGGAAGUGGGAACAUCAAUGGGGAGAUGGAGAAGUUUUGCACAACAUUUUCACCAAUACUUCAAGAGAUCCACAAAUUUUUGGCCAGCGUUGGCAUGGACGAAAUGAAAGCUUCAUGAUGGACUUCAUUAUUUUCUUCUUCAAGUAGACAUUUAAUUUAUUUUUUCUAGCUAGCUAGAUCCAUUUUAUAUUUCAUUGGAUUUCUAUUUUAUUUAAAAAUUCUAAAAUUCCAUAUGAUAUGAUACUUUGUAAAGAGCAAAAUAGGUUAAUAACGUCAAAUGAAAAUAUU
Molecule: messenger RNA, 1015 nt
Organism: Ipomoea triloba (trilobed morning glory)
Lineage: Eukaryota; Viridiplantae; Streptophyta; Magnoliopsida; Solanales; Convolvulaceae
Product: glycolipid transfer protein 1-like
Exons: 7
Coding region: 234-845 (203 amino acids)
Biological process (GO): ceramide transport; intermembrane lipid transfer
Cellular component (GO): membrane; cytosol; cytoplasm
Molecular function (GO): ceramide 1-phosphate transfer activity; ceramide 1-phosphate binding
Source: RefSeq, a predicted model, not a curated record